Messenger RNA from Triticum aestivum (bread wheat), 1257 nucleotides. RefSeq names its product protein FAM9A-like. Gene Ontology annotation, biological process: meristem maintenance; meristem development. The transcript has 5 exons. Lineage: Eukaryota; Viridiplantae; Streptophyta; Magnoliopsida; Poales; Poaceae. The record is from RefSeq and is a predicted model, not a curated record. The coding region runs from base 1 to 1257 and encodes 418 amino acids.
AUGUGGGAGCGUAUCCCGGUGGGUCGUCCGGAGAAGCUUAGAGCGCGUGCAUGGACCGACUAUGGCGAAGAUGGCGACGAUGCUCGAUACCCGACCACCGCAUACGCUUGGGACGUGGUGGGUACAAUCUCGGGUGAAUCCAAGGCCUUGUACAAGAUCUUCAUCAACGAGCUUGAUGCUCUGAUGCCUCUCCAGGUUAACUGGUGGCUGUAUACUGAUGACCGAGAGUGGGGGUUCGAGCUGAACGUGUUGUGCAUGCAGGACCGGCUUCUCUGGCGGUGCAUCGUGCCCAUGAUUUGUGUCUAUGCCGUCGAGUACCACUUGCCACAGCGCGUUACCGCGCAAUUUGGUGAGGCGCAACGUACACCACCAGCCGGCAUCGUCAAAGAUACCGGUGGCUACGACCUGCACUUGCUGAGCAGGAGGAAGAAUCAGUCUAUCACCGAUUGGGGAGAGCAACAUGCCAAAUACGUGAUUGAAUGGAACCAGUGGAAAACUCGCAAAGAUGUGGAGAGAAGAGUGAUUGACUGGGAGGAGUACUCGGAUCACCUGCUGUGGUUCGACGAUGGCAUCAAGCAUCGUCUGCGCCUAAGGCCACAGUGGACGACGGCAGACGCCGAAAGUCUGUACGACGACGACUCCGAGAAUGAAGCCUACAAUGACAGCAUCAGAGAGCUACAUGGCGGAUUUAGGGAGUACGGACCCAUCAUGAACAGAGUGUCUUCGGAGCUGAACAAAAGCAUUUUUGAUGCCUCUGAUGCGCUUAGUUCUAUCCCCGGGACUCGAGCUAGUGAGAACAAGUUGAGGGGAACAGUGAAGAAGUUCGUCAAAAAAUGUCGCAAGCUUGUGGGCCUGCUUGGGCGUGCCACCUCCUCCGCUGAUGUGAUUGCUCAUGCAGCAUCGAUGUGUAGCCUCACUUCAUCGAGCCAGGCCGCCUCAUCGUCUAUGGCGGUUCAAGAUGAUGAGGAGGGUGAAGACAAUGAUGAUGAAGAGGAAGAUGAAGAAGAAGGCGAGGAAGAGGGAGCAGAAGAACAUGGUGAAGAAGAGGAAGAGGACGAUGAGGAGGAGGAGUACGAUGAUCCCGACGGACCUCCACCAACUCAGACAACCCAGCGUGAGAAGAGAAAUGUGCCGAAGAAGGAUUGGAAGAGUCCAUCCCCGUUUCAGAAAGCGCGUCCUACUCAUCGCAAGAAGGCGGCCGAGAAGCGAUCAAAGAACAACGAGGACCGGACCGCGAAGAGGGGAAGAAAUGACUGA